AUGGUUGCCGAGGUGAAUGUCCGUGAAUUGUCUAUCUCUAAGAAGGACCGUACUUCAAUGCCUGCCAUUGCCAAUUCCAAAUUCCUUACUUUGCCCACCAUUUUGACUCUUGGCCGUGUGGCCGCUGUACCUCUUCUUGUUGCCACCUUCUUCAUGGAUAGUUGGCGUGGAACAGUUGUUACUACAAGUAUCUUCACUGCUGCAGCAGUUACAGAUUGGCUUGAUGGUUAUAUUGCUCGUAAGAUGAAAAUGAAAUCGACAUUUGGUGCCUUUUUAGAUCCAGUAGCUGAUAAGCUCAUGGUUUCUGCCACAUUGGUCCUAUUAUGUACUAGACCUUUGGAAGUUGCUGUGUUUGGACAAUUACCAUGGCUAUUGAUUAUACCUUCAAUCACCAUAAUUGGUAGAGAGAUAACCAUGUCAGCACUCAGGGAAUGGGCGGCUUCCCAGGGUAGCAAGCUUCUAGAGGUUGUUGCAGUUAAUAACCUGGGGAAAUGGAAAACAGCCACACAGAUGGUGGCAUUAAUUAUCCUCCUUGCUACCCGGGACCGCAGUCAUGGAGGACCUGCCAUCUUGGCAGGAUCUGGUGUUCUCUUGCUUUACAUUUCAGCAGGGCUUGCCAUAUGGUCAUUUGUAGUAUACACGAGGGAAAUUUGCAAGGUGUUGAGGAGGUAG
This is a messenger RNA of Sphenostylis stenocarpa, 672 nucleotides long. NCBI's taxonomy places the organism in Eukaryota, Viridiplantae, Streptophyta, Magnoliopsida, Fabales, Fabaceae. The record is from the annotation of a GenBank genome assembly.